Messenger RNA from Coregonus clupeaformis (lake whitefish), 2328 nucleotides. Its product is annotated as glial cell line-derived neurotrophic factor-like. Gene Ontology annotation, biological process: peripheral nervous system development; negative regulation of neuron apoptotic process; positive regulation of branching involved in ureteric bud morphogenesis. Bases 745 to 1524 code for a protein of 259 amino acids. The transcript has 3 exons. Lineage: Eukaryota; Metazoa; Chordata; Actinopteri; Salmoniformes; Salmonidae. The record is from RefSeq and is a predicted model, not a curated record. Gene Ontology annotation, molecular function: receptor tyrosine kinase binding; glial cell-derived neurotrophic factor receptor binding; growth factor activity.
UGGACAGCCAUCUCACUCCUCACGCGGACACCUUGGAUAUAAUGGAGAAUACACAUCAUUGCCCUAAUUUUUUAUUAGAAUACCAAGUCUAUUGUGGAUAUGAAAACAUCGCGUAAAUCUUCAUGAUCAUACAUGUGCUCUGGUGGAUGUUACGAACGUUUUUAUUACAUCUUCUCUCAUGAAAAAGGUCAAAAGUAACACCUAACGGUCUCGCUAAAGCCGUUUACUGUACGUUUCCCUGCACCACGGCUUUAGUGAACUGGUCCACUCCCUGCGUCGGAAAAGCCGAUGUCUUCAUUUGACUCCUUGCAGUUGGUAAUGGUGGAUCUUUCUCGGAUUUCCAAUGUGGAAACCAGCAUCCAAUUAGUUUGCGACUGAGCGCCUGGAGAGAGAGCGCAGCGGCACUUUGGCCAGCCAGUCACUCCAACACUUAGCCUACCUGUGCGCAGACGCAUGGUUGGCCGCUCUGUAUACGAGAAGCCACUCAUCAAGCGUUGUUGCAUUAAUUUUGAGGGGCAUUUUUACUUUUUUAAUUAUUUUUUUUACAUUGUAAAUUUAAUUCAACGCAUCGGAUGAACGGAUAAAACUGUACUGUCUGAAUAUAUCCUUUGGAUACAACUAGGGCUCCUUCUGACGCACCACGGAACAUUAAAUGCAUCGCUGUGUGUUGGGUUUUAAUACUGAUACCAAUUGCAGGUCUGCAAGGGCCAGAUUUAAGAUUCCUUCAUAGGAACUGAGUCUAAGAUGAAGUUAUGGGAUGUUUUGGCCACGUGUUUGUUGCUCCUGAGCUCCGUCUCCACACGCCCCCUCUACCAAAACAUUCAGCCAGCCAAAAGAACUCACUACUUGGAUUGGCAUAGUGAUUCUCUGUCCCUGUCUGUGGAGGAACCAGAGCCAGAGUUCCAUUCGGAGUCUCACAGCCUGCAAGAGAUUUCCAUGGAGGAUAAAUAUGACAUCACAGGCCCAUAUCCGGACCAGUUUGAUGAUGUAAUGGAUUUUAUCAAAGCUACCAUUGGCAGACUGAGGAGAUCAUCUGAGCCUAACGGCGGCUCAAGGGGUAGGAGGGAGCAGAGAGAGCAGGAGAGACAGAGAGGAGCAGCAAACACAGACCGCAGAGGAGGAGUGAGAGGAGAGGGGAGAGGAGGACGCGGGGAGAAGAAGGGUCGGGGGCGAGGUGGCAAAGGGAGGAGCAGUGAAAGAGGGGAGCAGCGGAUGAAGCCGGUUGGAGGCCGAGGCUGCUUGCUAAAAGAGGUCCAUCUCAAUGUGACAGACUUAGGGUUGGGCUACCGGACCAAAGAGGAACUGAUCUUCCGGUACUGCAGCGGCCCCUGUUCAGACGCAGAGACAAACUAUGACAAAAUCCUCAACAACCUCACCCACAACAAGAAGCUGGUCAAGGACACACCCUCCCGCACCUGCUGUCGACCAAUCACCUUUGACGAUGAUCUGUCCUUCCUGGAUGACAACAACGAGGACUACCACAUUCUGCGGAAGCAUUCCGCCCGCAAAUGUGGCUGUGUCUGACUCUGGGAGAGACAAAUGAGAGAGAGCGAGAAAGGCUGACAGACAGACAUGAGAAGGAGCAGUAACAUAAAGCCACUCAGAGGCUGGUACUGCCUCUUGGAGGGAAGGAACACAGUGAAAAAGAAGGGAACAUGAGACGGAUACACUCCACUCCAGUGGUGUCUUAGGACCCAUGGCCAGAGUUAGCAUGUCCUGUGUCCUACUCCUGAGAGGCUGCAGUGGGGUGAACAGGGAUGGUGUGAUCCCCAAACCUCCAGUAAUUAGGCUGAUUCAGAGCCCAGAUCAGGUCACAUUGGAGAAGGGACUCCUCUAUGCUAUAAUUACAUAGAAUUGACAUUACAUAGAAAUUCAGCCUAACGGUCUAUAAAAGAGACGUUGUCAAUUCAGCUCAGUAUUCACUUCAUGAUUGGAUCACGUUCUUGGACGCCUACAGGGGCAUACGGUCUCACUUACCUGUGGAACCAUGCUGUUACACUCACAGGCUUACCUGCAAUGGAGCUGCUGAAACUAAAUCAGACUAAGAGGAUUUCAGGAUAUUGUAUGCCGUUCCUCAAAAACGUCAGUUUUUCCCGGGGAGCAUCUUUUUUCCCAGGAACGUCCGUUUUUCCGUAGUCAGAUCAUGAGGCUUACAGUGAGAACAGAACUCUUCCUGAUGAGUAUUUCCAGCUGCAGUCCAGAGUGUUCUGGUUUCACUGCACAGACUGGAGCUUAACGUUUACAUUUCAAAUGUACCAGGGAACCUGUUGACUGGUUUAGUCCUACAGCAAAGAGACAGAUUGUCUGGUACGACACAUCAAUGUAAAA